UUCAUCCAAUCACUGCCGGCGUUACGUGAUUCCCCUGUCAUGGCUGCGCCUGUCGCUCUCAUUCAGGGCGCUAGCAGAGGUCUGGGGCUUGCAUUUUGCAAGCAUAUCCUGAAAAAUAAACCUCCCGCUGCCGUCAUAGCAACAUGCCGAAACCCGGACGGGGCUGCCGCACUGCGGGACCUAGCUGGAGACCACCCAGGUAGGCUCACUGUCCUCCAGCUGGAUGUGAAUCGGGAGGAUGACAUCCGCGGAGCGGCUGCUCGUAUCAAGGAGAGUUUCAGUCGGCUGGAUUUGAUCGUCAACUCUUCGGCGAUGCUUCACCCCACCGGGAAAGGCGAGACCAGUCUGAGGGACGUUACUGCUCAGGGCAUCAUUUCCACCUUGACGACAAACACAGUGGGUCCUCUGGUUAUGGCAAAGUAUUUUGCCCCCCUCCUUCAGAAGGGUGGCGGUGGUUUCGGUCAACAGGCCACAGAGAAGGCCAAGCAGCAUAGUGGCAUCAUCGUCAACAUCACUGCCAAAGUGGGAUCAAUUGGUGAUAAUGCUCUUGGAGGUUGGUAUAGCUACAGGAUGUCUAAAGCAGCUCUCAACAUGGCCACCAGGAAUCUGUCCAUAGAGUUGGGCCGCAGUCGACCCAAGGUGGUGUGUGUGUCCUUACAUCCAGGGACAGUGAACACAGACCUCUCCCGACCAUAUCACAGGAAUGUGCCACAAAACAAGUUGUUCAGUACUGAACUCUCUGUGAACUGUCUGAUGAGCAUCAUAGACACACUAAAUAUGGAAAAGACUGGCAAGGCAUACAGCUGGGACGGGACUGAGCUUCCGUGGUAAAAUCAUUGAUUAGAGGGAGAGGACUUUUUUUUUCUCAUUUGAUGUCAGUUUUCUCAGCACCGUCUUAAACUGUGCAGUAAGAUAAAUCUCACACUGAAGUAUUAAAAUAAUUAAAAAUAAAAUGGUGCAGGAUGUUCUUGGUGGAUUCACAGUCAAAGUCUAACCAGCUGAAAACUCUUCUACUCCCUCACAACCAGCUAAUUUGCUUUACUCACCUGCAGUGCUUACAACUGACAAUUGAAACCCAGGUCUUCUUGCUGCAAAGGCAAAAGUGCUAACCACUUCUCCAACCAUGUGCCCCCCCUUUGAUUCUUACUCAACAAUAAUAAAGUUGGAGUCAUUAGGGACAUGAAA
Molecule: messenger RNA, 1185 nt
Organism: Solea senegalensis (Senegalese sole)
Lineage: Eukaryota; Metazoa; Chordata; Actinopteri; Pleuronectiformes; Soleidae
Exons: 4
Coding region: 40-831 (263 amino acids)
Source: RefSeq, a predicted model, not a curated record